GUAUUAGGUAAUCAAUCAAUCAACCUGAUUAGCCUGCAGUGCGGGAGCAAUUCGCAUCGCGGCUCUGCGUGGCUUAAUUGAUUAUUAGUGCAAGUUUAUUGGUUUUGAGGCUGGUGUGAGUCGCUAAUAUGGACGGAGACGGUGCUUUGGCUGAAGACUGUCCAAACCUCCUGUGUGAGGAAGUGGAUUUGGAAAUAAGUAAUGAUCAACGGAGGAUGAGGAGGAAGAGAAGGAGAGAAGAAGAGGAGGAAGUGUUUAAUCAGAGGGAGGAUGAAGAGGCAGGGGAGGAGGCAGCACGAGAAGAGAAGGAGGGAGAAGAACAGACAGUGUCAGAGAGGGAAGCUGUGGUGGCACAGGGAGAAGAGGAGCAGGUGAAGCCAGAGGGUACGCUGGAAGUGGAGGAGGUACAGACAGAAGACAACAAGAAGGAGAACAGCAAAGAAACAAUUCUUGAUAUACAACAGAAUAAAGAGACGAAAAGUGUAGAAGAGAAAGAUGAGCAGAAAAAGAGCAGGAAAAGGCGAGGUAAGAAGCAAAGUGAUCGAGUGAGAAACAGGAGAGCAGUGAAAGAGGUUAAUGAGAGGCCUGAGGAGGAGGAGAGGAGUCAGGUGCAGGAUGCAGCGGUGAGCUCAGAGGACAGUUUGGCCCUGACAGAGCCCUCCCUUGGAAUGAUGAACGGCUGCGACUUGUCCGACCCCAUCUACCUGGGCUGUGGGGGCGCAGGGGUGUAUUGUCCCCAGGUUCCCAUUCCCCUGCUGUACUCCUCGCAGUCUUCAGUCCCAGUUCAACCUGCAGCUCCUCAGCCCCACGGGACAAAGAGACUGCAGAGCCUCCCCCAGCAGGGCCCACGGCCUCUCGAGAUGGAGGUCACCCAGGUCUACUCCACCCGACGAUCCAUCCGUUACAGCAGCAGAGGCCGAUGCCGGGCCCUCAGCUUCCCUCUGGGGUUAGAGGCUGUUGACGGUGGCCUAAUGCCCCCUGCUCCGAAGAAGAAAACACGAACCCUCUACAGCACUGAUCAGUUAGAGCAUUUAGAGGCCCUGUUCCACGAGGACCACUAUCCUGAUGCAGAGAAGCGGAAAAUCAUUGCGGCUUCAGUUGGUGUCACACCUCAGAGAAUUAUGGUCUGGUUUCAGAACCGCAGGGCUAAGUGGAGGAAAGUGGAACGCUCCAUUGCAGAAAAGGUUGAACAUGCACAGAGUAGAACUGGAUGCAGCAUCAGCCCCCUACAUCACCAGAUGAACCCCACACUGGUACCCAAUAGUAUGGGAGUUGCCUCUUUUUCUGGUCACUUAGCCGCCAAGCUGCCGCAGCUCACCCCUGCAGUACCUUCGUUCCCCACCCUGUCCAGCCAGAUGCCAUCCUCCUACAACCUCCCUCUUGCCAGCUUCGAUAGCCCCAGUCACCAUCUUUCAUCUCAGGGGGAACUGACAGAGUACCACCCCCGUCCCAUGCACAGCCCUCCCCCACUGCGGCGGGCCAGUUUCCCCUUUCUCACAACGACUUACAACCCUCCCAACCCCACUCUCCUUAACACUCCGGCUCACACCCCACCUCUGUUCCUGGGUGCUGUGGAAGGCAGCUCUACCACGGCCCAUCACGAUACCCCAUCUCUGCAGACUGACACCAGUUCACUGUUCGACUUUGGGGACAAGCUCGACUACCUGACAUCCAGCCAGCCAAACAACAUGCACUCCUACCAGCUUCAGACCUCCUACCCCAACAGCCAGCCCCAGCACCAAUCUCAAAUGUCUCUUCCCCGCAUGACCUUCCUUACCCCCUCCCCCUACCUCACUCCUAGCCCUUCGGAUUCCAGCCUUGCAUCCUACCUAAGCUUUGGACCUGGAGGAAACUCCACAGGGGUGGAGACUUACUCCACCGGAGGCCAUGCCUACUUCCAGUCCCAAAGUGCUGGGCAAAUCCUGCUGGUAAUCAUGGUGAGUCACUUUGAUCAGAUGUGA
Molecule: messenger RNA, 1961 nt
Organism: Monopterus albus (swamp eel)
Lineage: Eukaryota; Metazoa; Chordata; Actinopteri; Synbranchiformes; Synbranchidae
Gene: nobox
Product: NOBOX oogenesis homeobox
Exons: 8
Coding region: 129-1961 (610 amino acids)
Biological process (GO): regulation of transcription by RNA polymerase II
Molecular function (GO): RNA polymerase II cis-regulatory region sequence-specific DNA binding; DNA-binding transcription factor activity, RNA polymerase II-specific
Source: RefSeq, a predicted model, not a curated record